Messenger RNA from Dothidotthia symphoricarpi CBS 119687, 1002 nucleotides. RefSeq lists its product as uncharacterized. Lineage: Eukaryota; Fungi; Ascomycota; Dothideomycetes; Pleosporales; Dothidotthiaceae. The record is from RefSeq and is a predicted model, not a curated record. Gene Ontology annotation, molecular function: carbon-sulfur lyase activity. The coding region runs from base 202 to 1002 and encodes 266 amino acids. The transcript has 2 exons.
AAACACCACGGGGCAUAACUAUCAUCACAGUGUCUACAGAAUCAGCAACAACGACACUCUACAACUACAACUAACGACGAGUCUUUUAGUAGCGGGAGAGUAGGAACCAACAACUACAAUAAUCAGCUAGCCAGAAACAGCCUAGAAGGGUGACGUCACCGCCUUGCUCCAAACCCUCAAACUGUCGCCCACGAGAUUUCGAUGAAUACACAAAAAGAUCAAACUAUGUCGACCUCACGCCCGUUCCCCUCCGUAACGGGGGGAUGUUUCUGCAACAAGAUACGCUACCGGCUCCUCACCGCGCCGCUCUUCUGCUGUGCCUGCUACUGCAGCGACUGCCAAAAGAUGUCCGGCAGCGCCUUCGUCACAUAUGCCAUGAUUGAAACAAGCAACAUCUCCAUCGAGUCAGCAGUCAAGCCAACCAUGGUUACAUUUGCGCCAAAGCCCGGGCUUGUCAGCAUACGCGCGGAGUGCCCGCAGUGCAGGAUCCAAGUGUGGGGCCAUGACAGGAGCUGGGGGACUGCCGUGGCGGAUGUAAGAGUCGGGACGCUGGACUAUCCGAGCUUGAUGGAGCCAGAUGUUCAUGCGUUUGUGGAGGGGAAAGUCGAUUGGAUGCGUUUACCCGAGGGCGCGAAGACUACGGUGAAGGACUCCAAUUAUCGGGAUCAUUGGCCAAAGAGCAGUCUGCAACGGUUGGAUCUGUGUCUGGCGAGAGCUGCGGAAGUGGCGAAGCGGAAGGAGGAAAGCUCUGCGAGUGAAGUUACGAAAACCACAGGAGACGCGCGGGAUGUGGAAGAAUCUGGCGGCGAAGGCGACAAGACACCUACGGGUGUUGAUGUCGAUGCUGAUGCUGAUGCUGAUGCUGAUGGCGAUGGGAAGGAAGACGAGGAUGAUGAGGCGUUUGAGAGACGAUUCAGAGCAACCGAAAAAGCACUGCAGGAGAGAUUGGAGCGGCUGAGUCUGAAGCUCAACGAAGACAAGCAGGAUGAUACAAGUAUAUGA